AUGUCCGCCGUGACCACACCUACCACAGUGCCUGUCCCACUCAAUUCCACCACUCUACACACAGUCCUCUCCUCCUCCACCUCCCUUUCCCACCUCAAACAAAUCCACGCUCAAGUCCUCCGCUCUAACCUCCAUCCUUCCCUCCUCCUCAAACUCCUUCUCUCCUCUCCUCCCUUCUCGUCUUCUUCCCUCGACUACGCCCUCUCCGUCUUCACACACCUCCCCACAUGUCACACUCCUCUCUCCAACAAACUGUUCCGUUCUUUAUCUCGCAGCGCCAAACCUGAAACUGCUCUUUUAGCAUAUGAGAAAAUAAGGUUGAAGGAAGGCUUGCUCGGUAUUGACAGGUUUAGCUUUCCUCCAUUGCUAAAAGCAGCUUCCAGAGCUUCUGGAUUAAAUGAAGGGAAGGAGAUUCAUGGGGUUGCGGCUAAAUUGGGUUUUGAUAAAGACCCGUUUGUGCAAACGGGCUUGGUAGGUAUGUACGCUGCUUGUGACCGGAUUUUGGAUGCGAGAUUCGUGUUUGAUAAAAUGUCUUAUAGGGAUGUUGUUGCUUGGAGUAUUAUGAUUGAUGGGUAUUAUCAAAGUGGACUUUAUGAUGAUGUGUUGCGGCUUUUUGAAGAGAUGAGGAGUUCCAAUUUGAAGCCAGAUGAAAUGAUUCUGUCAACCAUAAUAUCGGCAUGUGGUCGAGCCAGAAAUUUAAGUUAUGGAAAAGCAAUACAUGAUUUCAUUAUCGAAACUAAUGUUGUGCUUGAUACUUAUUUACAGAGCUCGCUUGUUACCAUGUAUGCAAGCUGUGGCUGUAUGGAUAUGGCUCAAGAAUUGUUUACUAAGAACUCAUCGAGGAACUUAGUUGUUUUAACAGCCAUGGUUUCUGGUUAUUCGAGAGUUGGUAGAGUUGAAGAUGCUCGCUUGAUUUUUGACCAAAUGGAUGAAAAGGAUUUGGUUUGUUGGAGCGCAAUGAUCUCUGGUUAUGCUGAGAGUGAUGAGCCUCAGCAAGCUCUUAAUUUAUUUAGUGAAAUGCAAGUUUUGGGAAUCAAACCUGAUCAAGUUAAUAUACUGAGUGUAAUUUCAGCUUGUGCUCAUCUUGGUGUUCUAGAUCGAGCUAAAUGGAUUCAUAUGUAUGUUGACAAGAAUGGGUUUGGAGGAGUUUUGCCCAUCAGCAAUGCCCUUAUUGAUAUGUAUGCCAAAUGUGGGAAUUUGGGAGGAGCGAGAAGAGUUUUUGAGAAGAUGCCAAGCAGAAAUGUGAUAUCUUGGACAAGUAUGAUUAAUGCUUUUGCUAUCCAUGGGGAUGCCAGUAAUGCUCUUAAAUUCUUCUAUCAAAUGAAAGAUGAAAACAUCAAGCCAAAUGGGGUGACAUUUGUUGGUGUGCUUUAUGCUUGUAGUCAUGCAGGGCUAGUUGAGGAGGGCAGGAGAAUCUUUGCAUCAAUGAUAAAUGAACACAACAUCACUCCUAAACACGAGCACUAUGGUUGCAUGGUAGAUCUAUUUGGUCGAGGUAAACUGCUGAUAGAUGCUCUCAAUCUUGUGGAGACAAUGCCUGUGGCUCCUAAUGUUGUCAUUUGGGGAUCCCUAAUGGCUGCUUGUCAAGUUCAUGGAGAGACUGAGUUAGGAGAAUUUGCUGCCAAGCAGGUUCUCGAGCUGGAGCCAGACCAUGAUGGAGCCCUUGUGCAAUUAUCUAACAUUUAUGCCAAAGAAGGAAGGUGGCAAGAUGUAGGGGAGAUAAGGAACUUGAUGAAACAAAGAGGAAUAUCUAAAGAACGUGGAUGUAGUAGGAUAGAAUUGAACAAUGGAGUACACGAGUUCGUAAUGGCAGAUAGGAAGCAUAAGCAAGCAGAUAAAAUCUAUGAGAAGCUGGCUGAGGUGGUUAAGGAGCUGAAGCUAGUUGGCUAUACUCCUAACACUAGUGGUGUGUUGGUUGAUUUAGAAGAGAAAGGAAAGAAGGAAGUGGUUUUAUGGCAUAGUGAGAAACUGGCCCUCUGUUAUGGGCUGAUGAGUGAGGGAAAAGGGUCAUGCAUCCGAAUAGUUAAGAAUCUCAGAGUUUGUGCAGACUGCCAUACCUUUAUUAAGUUGGUGUCGAAGGUUUAUGGGAUGGAGAUUAUUGUUAGAGACAGGACUCGGUUUCACCAUUACAAAGGUGGAGUGUGCUCUUGUAACGACUAUUGGUGA
Molecule: messenger RNA, 2166 nt
Organism: Dovyalis caffra
Lineage: Eukaryota; Viridiplantae; Streptophyta; Magnoliopsida; Malpighiales; Salicaceae
Source: the annotation of a GenBank genome assembly